This is a messenger RNA of Oreochromis aureus, 2824 nucleotides long. RefSeq lists its product as uncharacterized. Bases 1881 to 2636 code for a protein of 251 amino acids. The record is from RefSeq and is a predicted model, not a curated record. NCBI's taxonomy places the organism in Eukaryota, Metazoa, Chordata, Actinopteri, Cichliformes, Cichlidae. The transcript has 4 exons.
CUCUCUCCACCUGACCUCAGUCAGAUGUCAUCACUUUAGUCCUUGCUUUUUAAAUAUUUAUGAUCCUCAAAUUCACGAGUCAUUUUUCACACCCUUGCACUUCUGUAACAAAGAGGACUCAACAUAUUAAAAUAAUGCUGCUGUAACCUUUUCAGGCUUUAUUUUGAAGAGUUACAAACAAAAAUGUCAAUACAAAUAUGGAAACCAUUUAUAGACAUCAAUAAUCUCAUGAAUUGUAAGGAGAAGGGUAUUACUGACAGUAUUAACAGCAUGGCUACUGAUGUAAGAAACUGCUCUGUACUCAUUCUGGUUGACCUCAGUGGGGUCCGACCCCUGGCUGCUCUCCAUGCCAGCAUCUUUGGGCAAGAUGUCCAGGAAACCCCAAGUUUCCCCCAAUGCCUUCAUUACACUGUUUAUCAGGAUGUGAAUGAUAGAAAGUACUCGCAUACACUAAAAUAUGCUUGUGUGAAUGAAGUAAUGAGACCGGAUGAGGACUGUGUCACAGUAGAAAAGCAGUACAAAAGAACCAGUCCAUUUAUCAUUUCCUAUAAUUUUAUGUUGAUGAUAUUUAGUUGUAUAAACCUGUCCAGCUCACCUGCCAGACAGGUUUCCCUCCCUAGUCAACUGUUUAGCCCUGAUUAGUGACUGACACUGCAACAAUUACCUUGUUUAAAUGACUGAGGCCAUGAUGAACUACAGCAGGUAAAAGUAUUGAAUAUGUCACCAAUUUUCUAAGUAGAUAUAUUUAUAAAAGUGCAACUGACAUGAAAUUCUCUCCAGAUGUUGGUAACAGUCCAUCCAGUCUACAUUCAAAGAAAUCAAACCAUAGAUGUCCAUAAAUAAAAGUUAUGUGUAAUAAUAAGAAAUGACACGAGGAAAAGGUAUUGCUCACACACACUUAAAUGAAUUUAAUACUUCAUACAAAAGCCUUGGUCUGUGUUUCAGCUUCAUGACACCUCCUGUAUGGAGAAACUCAUCACACGCGUUGCUCAGGUGUGAUUUUGACCCAAUCUUCCACACAAACAGUCCGAAGGUGCUGUGGAUGUGUCGAGGGGGCCAAUAACCCAAAGUGACCAGCGUCCAAGCACUGGGUCAGGGGACUGGCUGGGCCGUUCCAGCAGCUUUAAUUUCUUUCUCUGAAACCAGCUGAAUGUUUCCUCUGCUGUGUUUGGGAUCAUCCUCUUACCGAAACUCCACCCUCGUUUCAGCUUCAUCAUCCUGGUAGAUGGCAGCAGAUUUUUAUCAAGAAUGUUUCAGAACAUUUUUCCAUUCAUCCUUCCUUCAAUGAUAUGAAAUGGUCAGUGCCAUGUUCUGAAAAACAGCCACACGCUAUCACGUUCUCACCUCCAAACAUCACUGUUUGUGUGCAGUUUCCCAGGGUGCUGCAGUGUUGGAGGUAUACGAGGAGGUGGAGGCUGUCAUGCUGGCCUGCCAGUACUUUGGUAUCAUACCUGAGGACGAUCCCACAGUGAUCUGGAGCCGCUUUGACCUCAAUCCCAAAACUGUCCACCGGAGAAGAGAAGAAGAUGAUCUUCAAGGCCAAAACCAGCAUUACAGCGGGCGGACGUCGAUGAGGCCUGAUGCUCUGGAUACUGGAGACUACAGCCUCACUCUGAGAAAACUCCAGCUCACUGACAGCGGCAACUACACCUGCACCAUCAGUGAUGGGACACAAAACCUGACACUGAAUAACAUACAGCUGCAGGUCAAAGGUCAGAAACAGUCCUCUAUGGAUACAGGUCAGAGGUCAGACCUCAUGACGUUCUUUCUGUUUCUCCACAGAACGAUUCCCAGCUUGGUCUAAGGUUCUCCUGGUUCUCCUGGUUCUCACCACUGUCAUUGUUUCUGGGGGUCUCUUAUUUUAUUUCCGUCUCUAUUUAAUGUCAGUGUACCAGGUGGAGGUGGAUGCAGAGAUGGAUGCUGUCCAACUGCCAUGCAAAACUAUAACUCACCUGGCUGAAGAUGCUAAAGUGGAGUGGAGCAACAGUAAAGGCAAGACAGUCCACCUGUUUGAGAACUCCUCCGACCAGCAUGAGGAACAGCACUGGUUUUACAGACAGCGGACAGAGAUGAAGAAACGCCCGCUGAAGGCUGGAGACCUCAGUCUGACCCUGAAAUAUCCCACAGAUUCAGACACAGACACCUACACCUGCACCGCCCGCAGGAGGGAGGGAAACAUCCUGAUGAAGAAACAAGUACAGCUCCAUGUCAAAGUCUGUCAGGUGGAGGUGAAAGACGGGGAGGAGUCAAUCCAGCUGCCCUUCAAAUCCACAGGUGACCUCCCCGAUGACAUCAGAGUGAAGUGGUGGCGAGAUGACCCUGAACCAAUGAUGAUGGUCCACGUGUAUCAGAACAAAUCAGAUCAGCCUGACAAACAGGACGAGGAGUACAGAGGCCGAACAGAGACGAGCAAAAAGCUGCUGGAGACAGGAAACCUCAGCCUGACCCUUAAACAUCCAACAGUCAGAGACACGGGAAGAUACCGCUGCAGAGUCGACAGCAGGAACAUCUGGAGAGAGAAGAACGUGCUGCUCAAAGUCGGAGCUUCUGAGCCACUGAUCCACCCAGCUGGCUUGGAGAAACAUCUGUGGAUGAGUGAAGAAGAAAUGGCCCUGCAGUCACAUCCUGCUGACUGAUCAGACCUGAAGAGGAAGAAAAGUCUGGUUUUCUGGAGAAUCUCAUAUUACUGAUAUAAUGUGUAAGUGCUUUAAAUCCACCUCCAUCGUCCCGAUACCCAAAAACUCCAACCCAUCUAGCCUCAAUGACUACCGCCCAGUAGCCCUCACCCCCAUCAUCACUAAGUGCUUAGAGCAGCUGGUCUUAG